AUGACCCAAGACCAACCACUGCUUGCGGUGCAGGAGGCCCUGAAGCAGUGCUUCCCGGUGGUGGAGGAGCAGCAGGGCCUGUGGCAGAGUGCGCUAAGGGACUGCCAGCCCCUCCUGCUGUCCCUCAGCAACCUGGCAGAGCAGCUGCAGGCGGCCCAGAAUCUGCGGUUUGAGGACGUGCCACCACUUCGGGCCUUCCCAGACUUAAAGGAGCGGCUGAGGCGCAAGCAGCUGUGGGCUGGAGACACUGUCUUGGACAAGUUAGAGGAGAGGCUAACCGCCCUCCUCAAGGUGCGUGACACCGUCAGCAGCCACGUGGAGCGAGUGCUUCAGACCUAUGAGCAGCAUGCAGACACGAUUGGCAUGGAUGGUGUCCUCCAGGCUUCGGUUGUGAGCCCUUCGGUGGCUGACAUGUUGGAAUGGUUGCAAGAUAUUGAGAGACAUUAUCGAAAUUCUUACCUGAAGAGAAAGUGCCUCCUGUCCUCCAUCCAGUGGGGAGACUUGGCCAACAUCCAAGCUUUGCCCAAGGCCUGGGACCGGAUUUCAGAAGAUGAACACCAAACCCUUGUACAAGAUACCCUAUUGAAUGUUUCCUUCUUCUUGGAAGCGUAAGGAAGUGGUGUGUUUAUCAGCAUACUAGUGAGACACGGUUGAAGGCUGAUACUGGUGCAUUCUGGUAUUUCCAAAGAAAUGUCAGUAUUGUAACCUAACAUACUUGAAAGAUUAGUGCCUGGGGCCGGAGGAGUAGCCCUUGGGAGGGUUGUGUUAGAUGCUUCUAAUGUUGCGGCCUCCCUCUGCUCUGUCAUGGUUGAAAGUACGUGGACACCCCUUGCCCUUUUCUAGGCUCGGGAAUGGAUGAUGGAGGCAGAGAGAAUGCAGGAAAGGCAGUGCAAGAGAACACUGGGGGCAGGAGCCACAGCCACAGAUGUGGUAGGGAAGGA
Molecule: messenger RNA, 941 nt
Organism: Puma concolor (puma)
Lineage: Eukaryota; Metazoa; Chordata; Mammalia; Carnivora; Felidae
Gene: AIRIM
Product: AFG2 interacting ribosome maturation factor
Cellular component (GO): nucleus; cytoplasm
Source: RefSeq, a predicted model, not a curated record